GCCCUUUGAAAAGCUGACAGUCCACCUUCUUGUGGUCCAUGAAAGCAGUGAUGGCCUCCAACGGAAAGGUCUGCAGGCAACGGCCGCAGAUGAGGAACCGGAGCCGGAAGGCUGCCUAUAGAGUCGCAGUCACCAGCCCAGAUCCUUCGUAGUGAAUCUGGGAGGGCUAAGAACCACCGGGCUCCCUGAAUCCACACCUUUGUCCUCUCUGCCGCGGGCGGGGGUCCUUCCUUGCCAGGAGCCCACAGGUGAGCUGCAGAGACAGGAAUCGCCUAACGAGGAAAAGGAUCAUCUCAGUCUCCCUCUUACUCCAGGAUAAUGCAGACUCCACUGACCAUCCCUGUGCCUGUGCUCCGGCUCCCCCGGGGCCCGGAUGGCCUGAGCCGAGGCUUUGCCCCAGAUGGACGCAGGGUCCCCCAGAUGCCAGAGGGUCCCGAAACCCCAGAGUCUGCAGGAGUUCAAGAGUCUCGGGAAUCCCAGGAACAGCAGGCACGAGCGGUGCUCCGGGAGCGCUACCUCCGCAGCCUGCUAGCCAUGGUGGGUCACCAGGUGAGCUUCACACUGCACGAGGGCGUGCACGUGACUGCCCACUUCGGAGCCACCGACCUGGACGUGGCCAACUUCUACGUGUCACAGCUGCAGACGCCCAUAGGUGUGCAGGCUGAGGCCCUGCUGCGGUGUAGUGACAUUAUUGCGUACACCUUCAAGCCAUGAAGAUGCUACUGGCUUCACCUUUUGGCUUUGGGCCUAGCCACGGGGCCCCAGCCCUGCCACAUGGUCGUGGGGCACACAGAGUUUGGAACUCCCUUGGAAUUCUGAGCCGACCUCCAAGCAACUUUGGCUUCUUGGGACCUCCAGGGUGUAGUCGGUAAAAUUUUGCAACCUUAGUAGUUCUAGAGCCCAUUGACAUGAAUGCUCUACCUCAAAGAACUCUAAACUCUAGAAUAGGGCCUCUUGCCAGUUCCCGAAGAUUGAGGAUUGGGCAUGGAAGGCAAAUGGCAGAGUGGGAAAUUGUUUCUUGAAGCUGCAAAGUUCAGCCACCCUGAAGAUACUCCCCUCCUACUAAAGAACCAAUUAUCCCAGGAA
Molecule: messenger RNA, 1086 nt
Organism: Lontra canadensis (Northern American river otter)
Lineage: Eukaryota; Metazoa; Chordata; Mammalia; Carnivora; Mustelidae
Gene: GEMIN7
Product: gem nuclear organelle associated protein 7
Exons: 4
Coding region: 319-714 (131 amino acids)
Biological process (GO): spliceosomal snRNP assembly
Cellular component (GO): SMN-Sm protein complex
Molecular function (GO): RNA binding
Source: RefSeq, a predicted model, not a curated record